Messenger RNA from Aspergillus welwitschiae, 929 nucleotides. RefSeq names its product bifunctional precorrin-2 dehydrogenase/sirohydrochlorin ferrochelatase MET8. The transcript has 3 exons. Gene Ontology annotation, biological process: siroheme biosynthetic process. Gene Ontology annotation, molecular function: precorrin-2 dehydrogenase activity; protoporphyrin ferrochelatase activity. NCBI's taxonomy places the organism in Eukaryota, Fungi, Ascomycota, Eurotiomycetes, Eurotiales, Aspergillaceae. Bases 35 to 742 code for a protein of 235 amino acids. The record is from RefSeq and is a predicted model, not a curated record.
CAAGUGAGUGAGUUGGCCUGCAGAUUAUCGAAUCAUGGCACACAGAUUCCCUCCCGUGCAAGGAGGAGGCUCCCUCAUAGUCGCCUGGCAGGCGAAAGCGAAACAUGUUCUAGUUGUUGGUGGUGGAGAAGUGGCUGCAGGUCGCAUCCUCCACGCCCUCAAUGCCGAUGCCAAAGUAACCGUUGUCUGCCCUACCUCCGGCCUCAAUGAUGAAGUGGCUUUUCGGGUAGCAGAGGGACAAGUUAAUCACAUUGAUAGGAACUUUGAGCCUGCCGAUCUGGAAGGCGCAGAUAUGGUGCUCUGUGCCAUUGAUGAUCCGGACGCCUCGACACAGGUUUGGAAGCUCUGCAAGGAGAAGCGGAUCCCGGCAAACAUAGCUGAUGUGCCGUCGGAAUGUGAUUUUUACUUUGGUAGCGUCCAUCGUGAUGGGCCAUUGCAGGUCAUGGUCAGUACCAAUGGAAACGGACCCAAAUUGGCCAGCAUUGUCCGCAAGAAGAUAGCGGACACUCUCCCCGAUAAUAUGGGCGCAGCUAUAGACAACGUGGGUAAAUUGCGGAGGAAGCUGAGGGAUAUCGCCCCCAAUCCUGACCAAGGCCCGAAACGAAUGAAAUGGAUGUCUGGAGUUUGCGAGUCAUGGAGCUUAGAGGAUCUUGUUCAGAUGGAUGACAGUGACAUGGACGGUCUUUUGACCCAUUACGCAUCCGGGAAAAUCCCAACCCUGAAUGAAGUUCGGUCCUCUUGACCGGAGCCGCUCAGUAGAGACCCUGUAGCACUUUAAAUCGAUAUUGGCUUCGUGAGGCCUAGGACAGCUCACUCAUGUCCAAGGGCACAUCCAAGUUUACUGAUAAUCGCUCAGUGACUCAGACCUAUCUAUCAUAACGGAAACGCUCCCAUGAUAAAUGCUAUUUUGUACAUAGAAUAUAAGCCCU